Molecule: messenger RNA, 3271 nt
Organism: Siniperca chuatsi (mandarin fish)
Lineage: Eukaryota; Metazoa; Chordata; Actinopteri; Centrarchiformes; Sinipercidae
Product: gap junction gamma-1 protein-like
Exons: 3
Coding region: 592-1968 (458 amino acids)
Biological process (GO): cell communication
Cellular component (GO): connexin complex
Source: RefSeq, a predicted model, not a curated record
UCGCUCUCUCUCUCUCUCUCUCACACACACACACACACACACACACACACACACACACACAAGCCCCUCCUUGCCUUGCACCAGCCCAUUUGUCUUUCUCUGCUCAUACAAUCAAGCUCUCUCCCUCUCCAGUCCAGUCUCCGGGAUAAAACGUCAAUUUAACACUCAAAUUAGUAAGAACUUCACUUACUUAAAACUUUGACUACAUUUUUAUCAGUGAAUGUCAAUAUCGCACUUUUUUCUGUAAUUCGGCGAUUAUUUUAUUUUUCCUGCACAGACGUACCGUAUCUUGCCGAUUGAUUUAUGACGGGUCAAUGUUGAUCCAGCUUUCUGACGGUGUGGAGUGGCGCCAAAUGGGCGUCUGAAAAGGUGAGGACGCUGUGGUAGGCAAAUAUAGUAGGUCUCCUGUUACUUCUGAAAAACUACUGAAAACUGAAAACUACAAGAAGAUUAUAGAGAAAAAGGCACAUAGGUUUUGAAAUAUUUCUGAAUUCUGGCUGGGAAAACGAGGAGUAUACAAAGGAUAAAACAAAAAGAGGGGAGUAACAGGAGGUGUAUGUUGCCUCUCACUGUAGUUUCCCUGCCACUACCAUGAGUUGGAGUUUCCUGACUCGGCUGCUGGAAGAAAUCCACAACCAUUCUACAUUUGUGGGCAAGAUCUGGCUCACUGUCCUCAUUGUUUUCCGCAUUGUGCUGACAGCCGUAGGAGGUGAGUCCAUCUACUACGAUGAGCAGACUAAGUUUGUCUGCAACUCAGGUCAGCCGGGCUGUGAGAACGUCUGCUACGACGCCUUCGCUCCACUCUCACACGUCCGCUUCUGGGUUUUCCAAAUCAUUCUGGUGUCCGCACCUUCACUCAUGUACCUGGGCUAUGCUGUCAACAAGAUUGCUCAUGCAGAGGAACAGGCAGACAGUGGGGGAGUGAGUGGAUUUUCACGGAGAAAACCCAAGAAGCACUAUCUUGCAGGCAGAAAGCAGCACAGGGGCACUGAAGAGGCUGAAGAUGACCAAGAGGAAGACCCAAUGAUCUAUGAAAUGGCAGAGGUGGAAAGUAAUAGUGGUGGAGCAGCAAAACAAAACAGUGGUGAUAGACAAGUGAAUGUCAAGGCGCGCCAUGACGGGCGCCAGCGUAUCAAAGAGGAUGGACUGAUGCGGAUUUAUGUGCUUCAGCUCUUGGCCCGCUCCUUGCUGGAGGUGGCUUUCUUGUGUGGACAGUAUGCCCUGUAUGGGUUUGCUGUGCCCGCUUCCUACGUGUGCUCAGACCUGCCCUGCCCUCACAGCGUGGACUGCUUUGUGUCACGGCCCACUGAGAAAACAAUCUUCCUCCUCAUCAUGUACACAGUCUCCCUGCUCUGUCUGGCACUCAACAUAUGGGAGAUGCUUCACCUGGGCAUAGGUACUAUCUGUGAGAUCCUACGCUCCCGCCGGGUGCAGCUCCAUGAUGACGAGCUGUACGGGCUGACGCGUGGACAAGGAGCUCUUAAUGAUGCAGGAUUGAGCGGAGAGGAUUAUAGCAGCUACCCUUUUUCUUGGAAUGCACCAUCAGCUCCACCUGGGUACAACAUCGCCAUCAAGCCUCCUCUGGUAUCCACGGGGCACCACGACCAACCACUACCCAUCACUGAUCUCACCAAUGCCAAAAUGGCGUGUCGGCAGAACCACGUGAACAUUGCCCAAGAGGAGCGUCAGCAUUGCACCAAUAAUGAUGAAAACCUGUGCAGAGCAAAGAUGGGAGAUGCCCCCAGAGGUGUUAAUAAGGACAUCCGUCAGCCUCAGAACAGGCUGGAGGCUGACAAUCAGACCUACAGCCAGCCACAGAGCCAGAGUAAUAGCCACAGCAAGCUUCAUCAUGAACGUAAACACCGGCAGGCCUCCAAACACCCCUCAAGUAAGGCAGACGCAGACAGAGGCAGCAGCAGCAGUAGUAGCAGCAAAUAUGGAGUCAUAAAGGGUUCUGAGUGGAUCUGAAAUACAGACUGUGACUUCUGUUACUUUCAAACAAUGUAAAUCCUUCUCAGACAGACACAGUAUUUACAUUUGUGUGCCCAUACUGUGUAUAAACAAAUGGACACGGCCCCCAGUUUCCAUCCUUUUCAAUAGUAUUCAUACCAUUGAUAGUUGUGAUUAUUAGAGUCAGGAUCUACUUUGUACCAGUCCACUGAUCUCGCUCACGAGGAUCAAAGAGAGAAAGAGUUGAAAUAAUAAUAACAAAUACUCUAUAACCUAUCUGUAGGCGGACUAUCCAAGUAAAGUGUUACCCAACAUUUUGAUUCAGGACUCAAACAAUUAGUUUAUUAAUCAAUUAGUCGAUGAACAGAAAAAAAAAAUUGUCAAGAAUUUUGAUGAUUUUGAAUUUUGGCUUCCUGUUUUUUCUGUUUUCUAUCAAUGUAAACUGAAUAUAUUUGGGUUUGGGACUGUUGGUUGGAAAAAAUGAAUUAGUAUUAGUAUUCAGGUUUAAGUAGCCUUAAAACUCAACAGUACAAGAUAGAUUCUGUUACUAAUAUGUAAAUGGAACUUUUAAGAAAACAAUUGAAGAUAAUGUAAAGGGGAUAAGAAAGGAUGUAACCCUUUUAAGUGACAGUUUGUGACAAAGCUGUAUAAAUGCUUGCUGCCGCUGUAUUCAACAUUAAAUUACAGUGGAGUAAAAGUAUCAAAAUAACUUUUUUACAUUUUGUUAAAUAGCUUUUGCAGGAAGAUGUUGGUGCUAUCUUUGAUUCCUGGUGAAUAUGCAGAGGAUUCCACGCUGUAACCUAAGGUGCCUUACUUAAACAGUCGAAGUGCUGCUUCCUAUUAACUCUGCAUCACUUUAAGUGCAACUGCUGAAUAAGUAAUUGUUUUCUACAUGUGAAGUCCUACUGUCUGUAUGACUAGUUUCAUUACCAUCCAGAGGUAACAAUAUUGUUGUUUCUGAAUAUGCAAAAUAGAUUUUUUUUUUCUCCAGCCAUAAAGAAAAAAAUAAGAGUAAGUUUUCAGUUGGUUAUGUGUUGGUCAAUGACCUAACCUUGUUGUCAGUGUCUUAUGGUCAAGCUGUUACAGUUUUUGGCAUAUUGUUUGUUUGAAGUUUUUUCUGACAGUUAGUCCAUUAGUUUGUUGGCAUGUUGUGUUUUUUCGCACGCCUGUUAUAAAGACUUCCUUGUCAUUCCUACAUAGUUUUUCAAAUUUUCAAAUUGAAAUGUUAUUAAGGCUAGUCCUUUGCACUGUGCCAGUGUUUCUGUGAAAAAUAUUUUCAUAAACCAAAAGUGCAUGUUUUGAAUAAAGAAUUGGUAUUUGU